This is a messenger RNA of Paramecium tetraurelia, 1185 nucleotides long. RefSeq lists its product as uncharacterized. Gene Ontology annotation, biological process: non-motile cilium assembly; intraciliary transport. Lineage: Eukaryota; Ciliophora; Oligohymenophorea; Peniculida; Parameciidae. Gene Ontology annotation, cellular component: centrosome; Golgi apparatus; intraciliary transport particle B. The record is from RefSeq and is a predicted model, not a curated record. The transcript has 9 exons.
AUGUCUGAAUAGUAAUCAGGUUAAGAUUAAUUGGAUGUAACAGCAAUGAUGGAUGAGUUGUAUGACAAAUUAAUAUUAUUGAAUUAUGAACAAAGUUAUUUAAAAUAGAAAGGUGGUAAACCUUUGAAUAGAGCAUAUUUUGUAAAUCAAACUAAUUCGAGUGAAUAAUUCAAUUAAUUUAAAACAUUAGUAAAAUGGCUAUUUCAAUAAAACGAUGUACAGACUAGUGAUUUUAACAAACUUGAUGAUCCUGUGACUUUAUCUCAGAAUAUAAUAAAUGAAUUGAAAAAUAUUGGGAUCGAAGUUGACUUUCCGCCAAUUAAAUUAAAAUAAGGAUUUGGAGAAUAUGUUGUUUAUGUGUUGCUGUAAUUGGCAACCAAAGCAUUGCAAAAAAAGAAAUUCCAAUACAAGAAAGCCAAAAUUGAAUAAUAAUCUUAAACAAGACAAGAUGAUGAACCAGUCUAAGAAACAGGAAGUGUAUCAUCAGAUUCCGAUCCAGAGGUAGCAUCAGAAGAAGAGCCUGAAGAUGUAUUUACUGAAUAGGGAUUCCAAAAAGACGAAGACAAAAUGGUUAUUGAAUCCAAUGUAAAUCCAAAGGAAUGGGCAAAGGAAGUUGAAAGAGCAGCCUAGAAGAUUAAAAUAGUUAUCAAACCAGAUGCAGGAGAAUGGAGAUAACAUUUUGAUGCCACCAAAUAAUACUCAAACUAAAUUAAAACUAUUCUCCCAGAGGCAAGAAUCAAAUUAGAGAGAAUGGGUGAUGAAUUGGGAGAAAUCUUGGAUAGAAUCACAAAAAGAGAAUAUAAUAUCAAUGAGAAUAUGAGUGAAAUGAGCACUGAAUUCAAAAAGAAAAAUGAAGAAUAUAAAAAGAUUGAACUCUAAUAUCAGAACUACACAAAUGCAAAAAAAGAAAUGACUGAUUAAUACAAACAAAUACAAGAGAAAUUUGAAACUGUUCAAAACAAAUUAAAUGAACAUGGUAGUGUCUCCACCAAUUAAUCUCCAGUCAUCAGUAUCAAGGCUGCUCUCACUAAAUUGAGAUUAGAAAUCAAAUAGAUGGAUCUAAGAAUUGGAGUUCUAUCUCACACAAUCCUUCAAAGAACUUUUCAUGAUGCCAAAGCUAUUUAAGAAAGAGACUUUCAUGAACAUGGACUCAUCCUAAAUGAGUCUGAUGAAUUAACAGAUUGA